Messenger RNA from Cinara cedri, 3100 nucleotides. The record is from the annotation of a GenBank genome assembly. Lineage: Eukaryota; Metazoa; Arthropoda; Insecta; Hemiptera; Aphididae.
CGGCGCGGGCGUACGUUCUCCGUCUACCGGUCGCUUUCGGUUAUUCGCGUUCAAUCGACGGACGCCGUGCCCCACGCGCGACGAUUUUGUAAUUGUUAUUGUUAACGUUGCGCUUUGGCCGUUAUCAUUUCGACGUCGUCGUCCGCCCCCUUAUCGGUUUCGAAUCGAUCCCGCAGCCUUGUCGACGACCGCGUUGAACCGCACUCCACGCAACCACGCGAGUUAUACUGCACGGCGCCCGUCAACGGUACUCGGGAAAUCGUUCAGACUCAAUAUUACCCGUUCCCGAAUGUCAGGUAAGUGGACGAACGCAAUACCAUUGAUUCCGGUACAGAUCUAGUUUACGGCCCGAGUUCGGUUAUCGUGCGUUUUUCGUUUUUUUUUUUUUUUUCAAAACGCGUGUUUUCGCGUGUACAUCAAGAAUGUAACGGGAUAAAAAAAAAAAAAAAAACCACGUGCGAACUUCGGAAGUUACGGGGACCGCUUCUUAAAGUUCGGGUUCUUUCCAUUUGCCAGUUGGAAUUAAAAAUUUUCAAAUUUCCCCCCCCCUUUUCCCCAAAGUGUGUGUUUUUAAAUGGUCAACUUGUUGGCGUAGUCAAAACGUACCUAUCGUACUUACUUCUAUAGCUUUUGUACACUGUCCUUGAGAAAUAGUAUUUUCGGAAUUAGUCCAAUGACCGCGUGGUCAAAAUAGACAUUUUUAUUAUUCGUAGUUAUUGAUAUUUUGAUAACAAAGUUUUUUUCAUCGAAGUUGGAACAAGUAUAUCUGGCUUACGUUAAUACCAGUUGAAAGACGUUCAAACGCCAUAUGCCAAUGACGCGAAAAGUUGUCGAUCGUGACGAUUAUGACGAUUAUGACGCGUGACAGUAACUCGUUCAAUAACUACAAGUAAUAAUAAUUAUGAAAAAAAAAAAAAAAAUGUCUAUUUGGACCACAUUUCGGAUUAAUAGCAAGAAUGCUAUUUUUCAAGGUUUAUGCACAGAAACUAUAAAAGUAAGUAUGAUAAUUAACUUUUGAUUUUACCGUGAUUAUACCAAUGGAUCAAGCAUUUUAAAAAAAUCACAUUUUGCGAAAACAACUUUAAAAUGUUAAAACCUGAAUUUUAUGCAUUUUUUCCUCGUAACUUCUUAACAAAGUAGUCUGACUUUUUUACAUUCUUAAUGUACAAAUGUAAAAAUACACAUUUUGAAAAACUUGCCUGGGCAAUAAACUAGAUUUGUUCUGUAAUUUGAUUUAAAUUGUACUUUAGGUUUUGUAGAUAAAUUGAUAAAACAUGAUAGUAAUUAAGAGUGAGAAAACUGAUUCGCAGCACUGCUGCUAAAGAAUUUAAAUAAAAAGGGUAGUAGUUUUGGUUAAUAGUUGUGUUUUUUUUUUUUUUUUUUAUCUAGUCAAUGUGGAGAUGGACUGUGUUAUUUAUUUAUUUUCAGGAAGAUAUACUGGGGCGUUAAAAUACAGGGAUAAAAAUUAGUAAGAAUAUCAUGAUGAUGAUAAACAAAGGAUAUAAAACGUUUCAUUUUCUCCAGUUAAGUAAUAAUAUUAAAAAUAGUUAAACGCUAAUUUGUUUACACAAUAAGUAACCCAUCAAUAGGUUUUAUGGAAUAGUAAUAUAAUUAAUCUAAUUAAAUAAAUAUUAAUAAUUUAAUUUUUUGUAUAUUUACUCUUUAUGACACUUAAUUUUACAUAUUUAUGCAAACAUAUCAACAACUUCUUCUAAGUUUAAAAGUUAACAUUACUCUCCUUUAACAUUUAUUACUUUUAAAUCAUACAAUUAUUUCAUCCCCAUGUGUACUUCUAAAGAAUGAUUUAAUGUGUUAUAAAACAAAAUCACUUAUUGGUAGUUGUAGUGACAGGCAGAGUUAAUAAAAUAGUCAACAUUUUUAGUUUCAGUAAAAUCGCUUGGAAGUUCAGAGUUUUAAGUAUUAAAUACCUAAGUAUCUGGUUUUUGUAUAUUUUGACUUUCAAUGAGGGCUUAAGCAGUAGAGAAUUCAGAAAUUAUAGAUCUAAAAUAAAAUUAAAAAUCUUUAUAAUGAUUAAUACAAUUUUACCAAUAGCAGGUUCCUCGACUUGAUAUUCUCAUUAAAUAGGUGUCGCUAGAUUGUAUAAUGUUUUUUUUUUAGCAGAUGCAGUAAUGAACAACUACGACUAUGACAGUGAUGCCUCCGUUAAGGACAUAGAAAUUAUGAUUCAGAAACCGGACCAAUAUUCCACAACUAUACAUUUUGAUUCUGAUACAUCUACCGAUGGUGUUUCGGAUACAGCAACAGGUAUAUUACCAGUUAGUUAUAUGUGUUGUAACACCCGAUUCUUAUUAGUAUGCCAUUCCUUACCUGAUUACUUAUUUUUUUUCUGCGGUCUAUGGACAAUCACCAUAAUAAUAAUUAGAUUCGUGUCGAAAUAUCCAUAACGCCAGAAAUUAUAAAUGAAUGUCAUAUAUUACCACAAACAGUUUUCUACUUGAUAAUCUCAUUAAAUAGGUGUCGCUAGAUUGUAUAAUGUUUUCAUUUUUAGGAGAUGUAGUAACGAACAACUACGACCAUGACAGUGAUGCCUUCGUUAAGGACGUAAAACUUAUGAUUCAGAUACCGGACCAAUGUUCCACAACUAUACAUUUUGAUUCUGAUACAUCUACCGAUGGUGUUUCGUGUACAGCAACAGGUAUAUUACCAGUUAGUUAUAUGUGUUGUAACACCCGAUUCUUAUUAGUGUCAUUCCUUACCAGAUUACUUAUUUUUUUUCUGUGGUCUGAGGACAAUCACCAUAAUAAUAAUUAGAUUCGUGUUGAAAUAUCCAUAACGCCAGAAAUUAUAAAUGAAUGUCAUAUAUUACCACAAACAGUUUUCUACUUGAUAAUCUCAUUAAAUAGGUGUCGCUAGAUUGUAUAAUGUUUUCAUUUUUAGGAGAUGUAGUAACGAACAACAGUGAUGACAACGACGUUGUGUCGUUCACGAUACUACGUAUCACUGUCACUGACCAUGACAGUGAUACCUUCCUUAAGGACGUAAAACUUAUGAUUCAGAUACCGGACCAAUGUUCCACAACUAUACAUUUUGAUUCUGAUACAUAUAUAAAAAUCAAGAUUUAAAUUAAAAUAAAAAGUUG